AUGGUUCAGAUCAAGAACGUUGCUUUCGUAGCCGCCAUCGGUGCUGCUCACUACGCUACUGCCUCCCCGGUCGAGAGCCGCGAGGUUCUCGAAGCCCGUACUUUCGGUAUCCUUCACAGGAUUUUCGAGUACAAGCUCGCUCUUUGGUCCCGUAUCGCUCCCUGGAAGCACUCCUCGCUUCCCUCCUUCAACUGGGGUUGCCCCGAUUGGGGCAUUCCUGACUGGGACGGAGGAGACAAGGCCAAGUGCAGGCACAUCUGGAACUGGUGGAAGCCCUACUGCAAGCACGGUAACCCUCCCAAGCCGAACCCCGACGACAACAACAACCAUCCCAUCUGCAAGGGCAAGUACCAGCAAGUCUACAACAACUACCAGACUGUGGCUACCAGUGGUGUCUACCAGGGAAAGACUGUCGGUGCUGCCACCAUUGACAACGAUAACUACCUGACCUACAUCCUCACUGACUCGCUGGACAAGUGUCUGCAGGCUUGCGAACAGACCGCCGGCUGUGCUUUCGUCAACCUGUACCAGGACAACGCCGAGAAGCCUGAAGAUGUCAACGAUCUGCCUCCCUCUGCCAGGUCCAAGUACAUCAAGGGCAACCUCACCUGUGCUCUGUACAAGGCUUGCUCCGGCAAGAACAAGGCCAUUAACUACGGUGGUCAGCAGGACCCCACCUACAUCACCGACUCUUCGGCUUACUGCAAGAGCGGCAAGUGCUAA
Messenger RNA from Mycosarcoma maydis (corn smut), 723 nucleotides. RefSeq lists its product as uncharacterized. Lineage: Eukaryota; Fungi; Basidiomycota; Ustilaginomycetes; Ustilaginales. Bases 1 to 723 code for a protein of 240 amino acids. The transcript has a single exon. The record is from RefSeq and is a predicted model, not a curated record.